AAACUGCAAGGAGCGACGCGCACCACUUUUCCCAGAAACGCCGCUCCGUUCCAUUUCUCCCCCUUCUCCCCUCUUCUCCCCCUCUCAUCUUCUACUUUUCCACCUGCGGAGGAGAGAAAUAAUAAUAAUAAUAAUAAUAAUAAUAAUAAUAAGAGAAAAGAGAAUACGAAUGCGAAUAAGGAUUUAUAAGGACUAUUAUUAAAGAAUAUUCAAGGAGGAGAAUAGGGCGAGGGCGAGGGCGAGGGAGAGAAAUAGGAGGGAUAAUAAGAUGGGUUACAGGGCGGACGACGACUACGACUACCUGUUCAAGGUGGUGCUGAUCGGCGACUCCGGCGUGGGGAAGUCGAACCUGCUGUCGCGCUUCACCCGCAACGAGUUCAGCCUCGAGUCCAAGUCCACCAUCGGCGUCGAGUUCGCCACCCGCACCGUCCGCGUCGACGACAAAGUCAUCAAGGCCCAGAUCUGGGACACCGCCGGCCAGGAAAGAUACCGUGCGAUCACCAGCGCGUACUACCGAGGGGCGGUGGGCGCGCUCCUGGUCUACGACGUGACUCGCCACGUCACGUUCGAGAACGUGGAGAGGUGGCUAAAGGAGUUGAGAGACCACACGGACUCUUCGAUGGUCAUCAUGCUCGUGGGCAACAAGGCGGACCUGCGCCACCUGAGGGCCGUCUCCACCGAGGACGCGCAGGGCUUCGCGGAGAGGGAGAACACCUUCUUCAUGGAGACGUCCGCCCUCGAAUCACUUAACGUCGAGGGCGCCUUCACCGAAGUCCUCACUCAGAUCUAUCGCGUGACCAGCAAAAGAGCCCUCGACGUCGGUGACGACCCCGCCGCUUUGCCCAAGGGCCAGACCAUUAAUGUGGGCUCCAAGGACGACGUGUCGGCUGUUAAGAAAGUCGGCUGCUGCUCAGCGUAAGUUCUUUUGCUACAGGGACACACACACACACCCAACAACAACAACAACAAAAAAAAAGAAAAAGUCAUUUCAAUUCAACUUAAUCAUUCAAGGCGGGAGAAGCUGAAUUGUUCAUUUAGAGCAUCUUCUCUCGAGGAGAUGAAUUUUCCGACGGACACGCGUGCUUUCGACAAACUUUAUUUAAGGUACGAGAGCAGGCUCUGAAUUGAGUGAAGUUGAUGCGGACUUUAUGUAUCUUGUUCUUUCAUAUAUGUGUCUUUUUUUGGUAUCGGUCUAUGUCGCUAUUUGUCUUCGGGUGGUUUUUUGUGAACUAUUAUGUACCUUCCAGAAUCGUCACCUAAAAUUAGAUGAUUGUUUCAUACUUUUUUUUAUCGCAA
Ananas comosus (pineapple) is the source of this 1296-nucleotide messenger RNA. RefSeq names its product ras-related protein RABA1f-like. NCBI's taxonomy places the organism in Eukaryota, Viridiplantae, Streptophyta, Magnoliopsida, Poales, Bromeliaceae. The transcript has 2 exons. Bases 269 to 919 code for a protein of 216 amino acids. Gene Ontology annotation, cellular component: endosome. Gene Ontology annotation, molecular function: GTP binding; GTPase activity. The record is from RefSeq and is a predicted model, not a curated record.